This is a messenger RNA of Stereum hirsutum FP-91666 SS1, 2746 nucleotides long. RefSeq lists its product as uncharacterized. The record is from RefSeq and is a predicted model, not a curated record. NCBI's taxonomy places the organism in Eukaryota, Fungi, Basidiomycota, Agaricomycetes, Russulales, Stereaceae. The transcript is spliced from 3 exons. The coding region runs from base 186 to 2744 and encodes 852 amino acids.
GCUACGUCCAAAUCCACGUAGAGAACACUAGGCAACGUGUUGUGCGUAGCGUGACCCUAGUGCUGGUCCAGACAACAACGGUCUACAAGCCCCGCCAUCCGAAGUCGCAGAAGGUCGGUAUAGUGGAGUCUAGCAAGUACUCUGAGUCCGUCGUCGUCCGGGAAGUGGCGGAGAGUCGAUUGGAGAUGGGAGAAUAUGGUGUCAAAGGACAUGCGAGUGCCAAAGGCUGGUGGAUUGGAGUAGCCGCAGAUGAGGAGAAAGACUUCUGUCAUUCUAUCAUGAUACCACAGGAUUGUUUAUCUGUCGCGAGGUCAAAACUUUUGGCCGUCGACUAUGCUAUUCGCGUCACGAUUUCAGGAUCUAGUGACGUCUCUGUCGCACUGCCAAUCAGGAUCGUCAAUAUGCUCUCCAUCGACUCACCGCCGUUACUCUGCGCGGGUGGAGCGGAUAAUCUCAACGUCGAUCAAUAUCGGUGCAUGAACGGCAUCGAUGUGCCCUCAAAAGGGCACUUCAACAUAGACGAAACAAAGGCUGGCGCCGGAACACUGCCCUCUUAUAGGACGAAAGCGCCUUCCCAGCUUGCCUACCAGACCCCGAUGUCUAUGGACGCCCAUGCUCGUCCUUAUUCGAACACAACGACAGAAAGCACAGCCUCCUCUCCAACCCUUGUACGCUCAUCUCCGAAACGAGUCACGUCGGACGAGAAACGAGCGCGACAUGAAGAGCUCGUCGUAACAAACCACUCUCCGACAUCUUCAUCUGAGCAUUUGUCGGAGGGAACUCGGAAUCACUCUCGUCUCUCUUCCACCGGAGAUCCAGAUUUGGAGGAGGGACCAGGCACGUCAAGAUUGACUCGAUUAUCGAGACGCACGGCAGAAGCUCGUACGGGUUCGCGUCUCACCGCCUCUUCGGCAUCAGAAGACGAGAUCGAUCGUCUUCUGCGUCAAACGAGGCAGGCACUAGAAGACGAUGAACCAUUACCAAGAAUUCAACUAGGAGACAUACCGCAGGAGGAAGAAAAUGACGACGUGACACCAAGACCGAGCAUCCUCCCUUCGUCUUCUUCAACGUGUUCACGGCCGCUGCCAUGUCUUCCCUCGACUUCGAGCAAUAUUCUCGACGUCUCAAUUCCCUCGCUCACCACUCAGCGCCGCGCCGUCGAGGCACUCUACGCGUCCCACGCCACCGGAACCUCGAACCUUAACUCAAAUCUCGAAACCGAAAUCAAAGUCGAAUCAUCCUUUGCGCGACGCGUUCGAGAAAAACUAUCCGCGUCUGGUCUUCCCAGCAGUACCGCUCGUAACCACCCCGGGCCUUCGGACACGCAUUGUCAGCCAGGGACGUUGGAUAACGGAUCCUCUCUUGAGGGUGGAUCAACGUUGACGAAGAUUCCAUCCACGAUACGCCGUCGAUUGCCGUCUCCCCCUUCUGAAAGACGCGCGACCGCCGCUUCAGCCGUUUCUGCUUUCGUCUCGUUUGGGGCGGCGGGGAGUGAACUCCGUCGUCACGCACCGACGACGGCAUCGACAUCAAACAUCGCAGUCAACCGUGACAGCGACCACGAUGUUUUGAGUUCGAACACUACAACUGUCGAUGGUUCCUCCCUCGCAUCUUUAUCCCCAUCGAGAACAAGAAACACAGAGGAGUUGCCAAAACCUGCCUGGACCAGCGCACAGGCUAGCCUGACUGAUGGGUCGGGUAGUUCUGCUUCAAGUUCUUCUUCCGACUCGGCGUCCAACACAGGCCGAAGUUUGACAAGCUCGCGUUCAAGUUCACGUACGGAUGAUUGCCAUCAUCAUCCAAGCCAGUACGAUCACGGCAAGCGUGCGACUCAGGCCGGCAGGGGUGGCGUGUCCUGUUCAACCCCUCUGGGAUGUUAUGAUCCUGAUGAUGCUUUUGAUGAAGAAGAUGAUUUUAAUCGUACGGAAUCACGGCCUUCAUCAUCAGCUUCAUCACCGCCUGCAGAUACAGCUCAGGGCGAGGUGGCGGUGUCGGAUCUCCCCGCCUCUCAUAACGAACUGGAUAUGGAUACGGACCAUGGUUCAUUGAUAUCUCCUUCGUCAUCGUACCGACUCGGAGACAUAGCCCCUUCGAACCGACCGGCACACUCACACCCAUCUGAUACCACUGCAAUAGAAGGACACAAACGCCGCAACCGAUUCUUCCCUCGUGAACAGGAACAACCACGCACGCCCGAUUCGGCCGGGGUGCCCAAGCACACUGCUCCCAUUUUCCCUCCUCCUCCCACAUCUACGGCUACGGACGGUUCACACCUCGCUCUCAAUAGCACUCUCAGGCUCGCGCAGCCCGCCUCCAUCAGCGCGACUCGAUCUCAGUCCCAACCCCAACCACAAACUGCCGCAGUCGAAUCAUCACUCUCGACGUCUCCUCGGAGUAGAACUGGCGGAUCGAGGAUCCCCAUGAUUCGGUCUCGUACCGAUGGAGAUGCUCUCACUGGUGGUGGUGGUGGUACUACUAAUGGCACCUCGAGUCCGGGACCCAGACGGUUCCCCAAGCCCAAGUCGGUUAAUUCGCCUAGGGUUAAUACGGGCGAGGUAUUGAAGGCGAGGUUGUUGGCUGGAUCUACGGCGAGUCCGGGUGCUGGGCUUGGGGGUGCCUCGGGGAGGGGACUUUCGGCGAAGAGGACGGCUGAGGAGGACGACGCUGGUGCUGGUGAUGCUGCGGUGGUCCGGUCGUCGGUGAAGGACAGAGUGAGGAUGUUCGAGCAGCAGAUGAAUGUGUAGAU